Molecule: messenger RNA, 180 nt
Organism: Dovyalis caffra
Lineage: Eukaryota; Viridiplantae; Streptophyta; Magnoliopsida; Malpighiales; Salicaceae
Source: the annotation of a GenBank genome assembly
AUGGCAUUGGCGGGUGGUAAAAGACCAACACAAAGGAUUAGUAAGUGUAAAGGCAUUGAACAAAGUAGCAAACUAGAAGGCGAUAGAGCACAUGCCAUGUUAGAAGACUAUAAGGUGGUAAGGCACAUGCCAUGGAGUAGGCUAGCUGGUGGCACAACAUCUACUAAGGCCAAAGACUAG